Messenger RNA from Guyanagaster necrorhizus, 237 nucleotides. RefSeq lists its product as uncharacterized. The record is from RefSeq and is a predicted model, not a curated record. NCBI's taxonomy places the organism in Eukaryota, Fungi, Basidiomycota, Agaricomycetes, Agaricales, Physalacriaceae. The coding region runs from base 1 to 237 and encodes 78 amino acids. The transcript has a single exon.
AUGGCACGCCGUUCAGCACCACCCAAUUCAGGCCCUGCCUACAUCCCAAAAAUGCAGUACGUCCAAAGACGUGCGGUUCAUGACCCUGACGAAUCAGCGUUUGCCCGUUUCCUGCGCGAGGAGAUCUACGCGCCCGAGAAGAUGCCGGGAAAUAUCAGUAUCGUCGUUGGGGUGUCGACGUUCAUUGGAGGAAUAUUGGCUGUUAGAACGUGGGGGGAGUAUAUGGUACCAGCGUAG